AUGAGCCCUCCAGACAAACGCGGAGGCUCCGCCGCCUCCAAGGGCCCGACUCAUGUCUUCCGCGGCGGCAGCCCCCGAAAAGAGCUGCCCGCAUCCGCCUCCUCCCCCUCCUCGUCGUCUGCAGUGCGCACCAGCAGCGUCAUUGCAGCUCCGCCCCGAGCCCAACUCAGCUCCUCGCCGAGUCCCGAAGGCCAGUCUCGCACGCCAAGCGGCAGUGGCCCUCCGCUCAAGAGCACCGGCAAUGGCACCUCAACGCCCUUGUCCCGGCGUAGCAGCAAUGCGCAGAGCACACGAUCUCUCGCGGUCUCGGCAGUCUCCUCCGCAGAGGCUGGGUUGAAGGAGAAGGACACGCGGAUAUCCAUGCUGGAACGCGAGAUGGAGCUCAUGGAAGCCGAGUUCCAGCGGGAGCUUGAUAAGCUCUCCCGCAACGAGAGCGAGACUGCCUCGUUCUGGCAGGCCAAGCACAGCGCGCUGAAUCAGCAGUUCCUGAGGACCGACACCGAGCUGCGGCUGCUCCGGGACGAGAUGCGUGCGCGUGAGGCAGAGACCGAAGACCUUACCAGGGGCUGGAGAGACGCGCUGAGGGCAGAGCUGAACGGUCGCGAGGACGAGAUAAGAGGUCUGCAGGCGCAGAUCAGGGGCCUGAAGGAGUGGGUCAGUACCAGCACGAGGGCUGAUGGCACCACAAGCGACGAGGUCUUUGGGUCUGGCAUGGCAAAUCUGGGCAAUGGCCUCCAGAACUGGGUCAUCACAUACUUUCGGAAGGUCAGGGUUGACCUGUCCAAGGCAGGCGAGACGGCACUACAGGAGCUCGCCGAACUUGUGCCCAUGUACGAGGAGCUGGCCCAGACUGCCAAGAUCCAUCUCCUGCAGUCAGUCGUGUCCAGGAUCCUGGUGCACAGGAUAUUCAGAGCUUACUUUGUGGGCUUGUCACCUGACCAAGAGCAGCAGCUCAAGGAGACGGAGCGCACGAUGGCGUCUUUCGGAUCUGUCGAGUCUGUCAACCAAUGGCGCUCUGUGACCCUGGCGAUCCUGAAAAAGGAGGCGGCACAGAAGAUGCAGGUACAGACAAGGGAAACCGCUGACGAGGUGGUUGCCCACGUCAACAGGGUUGUGGACUCGGUCACUUCGGACAGCGCUGCCUAUACGGACGGCAGCACUGCGCCAGCAAGUUUAUCUACAGAGGCGAGAGACCUGGCAUUACGGCACAUCGUAAGCAGUGCCAUCGAACUGUCGCGCCUUCUCGUCGUGCAGAAGGCCGUCUUCGACGUAUGGAUGCCCGAGAUUGUGCCACAUCAGCAGGUCAUGUUUGAUCAUGCGACGAUGGACGAUAUCGGAGGUGAGGAUGAAGACUCCCUCGUCCAAAGAGAAAUAUCCUGUGUCACCUUUCCCGGACUCGUCAAACAAGGCGACGAGAAUGGCGGGCAUCUACAGUUUAGAAACAUUAUAUCGAAAGCCAGGUGCCACAUAGCGCAGACAGGGCGUCCAUGGUGUUUUUCCGGGUCCUUUGUGCGCAGGUGCUCCGGGGAAUCGGGAUCCGGCACCAAGACCUUGGUCAUUGACGGCGACCGCGCCAAUAAUUACCCAAGUCUCUCACCGAGGGCCCCCUCUUUGCAUCCAGUGCUCACAUUCAGUCAACUGGUGCUCUCGGUCCGUCUGGAGACUGCUGCGAGGACCCGUCCGGGUAGUCGGGAUAGCUUCCCAGCCGACACAGGGCCUGACGUGUAA
Molecule: messenger RNA, 1728 nt
Organism: Diaporthe batatas
Lineage: Eukaryota; Fungi; Ascomycota; Sordariomycetes; Diaporthales; Diaporthaceae
Exons: 3
Coding region: 1-1728 (575 amino acids)
Source: RefSeq, a predicted model, not a curated record